Molecule: messenger RNA, 1531 nt
Organism: Colletotrichum navitas
Lineage: Eukaryota; Fungi; Ascomycota; Sordariomycetes; Glomerellales; Glomerellaceae
Exons: 1
Coding region: 358-1353 (331 amino acids)
Biological process (GO): protein deubiquitination
Molecular function (GO): cysteine-type deubiquitinase activity
Source: RefSeq, a predicted model, not a curated record
UCCAGCGUAGUGCACCCCACUAAGAAAUUUCACCCCUCCACGCAAGCUUGAGCUACAUGGUAUCCGUACAGUGAAUGACGUGCCAGCUUCCAGCCGAAACCCGCCACAGCAAUUCUCGCAAGCACUUCCGCUACACCUGGACCUUCUCACAACUUCUCUUCGGCAGACAAACCGACCCCUUGACACGAGUCCCCUACUAAGAAACGAUCGACCGUACUCCCCCCGACCGUCUCGACCACCACUCCUCUUUCACGUUGACACGUCAACGUCCUUCCUUUACGACCCUUCCGCCGCACGGGGAGACCACCCAGUCAAGAAGCCCUCUCCCCGUUCGAGUACAGGACGGCAACAGCCACGAUGGAGGCCGAAACACUCGAACAAUUGCAGGCGCGGCAUCGCAAAGAGCAGCGCGACCUCGUCGGGCGCAUCACCAGCAAGAAGAAGAACGCGACCAAGAAGACGCGCAAGGGCGUCAACGAGGAAUGCGCCGAGCUGGAGAGGCGGCUCAAGGAGCGGCAAGAAGAGGAGCUCGCAACCCUGAUCGGCGGAGGCGCGACCGCCGAUGCAGACGCCGGGGAGGAGGCGGAGGACGCCACAACGCAGGACGACGCCGCCGCCGCCGCCGCCGCCACCACCGAGAUCGCCGACAGGCUCAAGGAGACGUCCCUCUCGGAGCCCGCACCGCCCACACCGCCGGCCGGAGACGAAGCCCAGACACCGAGCCAGGGACAGGGCAAGAAGCGCAACAGGCAAAAAGAGCGCAUGGCGCGGCGGGCGGCGGAGCUCGAGGCGGCCGCCGUCAAGGCCGAAGAGGAGGCGCGGAACAUGACGGACCACCGCGGCGCCGAGAAGACGUACAUGCUCAAGGAGUUCAAGACGCACUCGCUCGCCGAGAAGGAGAUCGCCCCGGACGGGCACUGCCUCUUCUCGGCAGUGGCGGACCAGCUCGCGCACAAGGGUAUCCCGCUGGGGGCGCCCGCCGACGCCGCGGCGGGCGACGCGCAGCAGCAGCAGCAGCAGCAGCAGCAGCCGUACAAGGUCGUGCGGCGUGCGGCGGCGGAGUGGAUGGCGCGUCACCCGGACGACUUUGCGCCCUUCCUCGAGGAGGACCUGGAGGCGUACACGCGCAAGAUCCGGGACACGGCCGAGUGGGGCGGGCAGCUGGAGCUGGCGGCGCUCGCCAACGUGUACGGGGUCGAGAUCCGGGUCGUGCAGGACGGGCGGACGGAGAGGAUCGGGCCGAGCGCCGCCGGCGAGGAGUCCGGGGCGGAAAAGGGGGAGAUCUGGCUGGCGUACUAUCGGCACGGGUACGGGCUGGGCGAGCACUACAACUCCCUGCGGAAGACGGCGUGAUGGUCGGUUCACCGGGACCAUUAAGACAGGGCAGAAGAGCGGUAGAGAAAUUUCGCGGGUGUAGAUGACGGAUUUUCUUUUUCUAUGUACGACAUACGCACAGGAGGGGGCGUUUCGCGUGGUAUAGACAUAUGCAAACACAGACAGACAGACAGACAGACAGACAGACAGACAGACA